Rhizopus microsporus ATCC 52813 is the source of this 2049-nucleotide messenger RNA. RefSeq lists its product as uncharacterized. NCBI's taxonomy places the organism in Eukaryota, Fungi, Mucoromycota, Mucoromycetes, Mucorales, Rhizopodaceae. The coding region runs from base 1 to 2049 and encodes 682 amino acids. The record is from RefSeq and is a predicted model, not a curated record. The transcript has 4 exons.
AUGCCAAAACAGAGACCUCCCAUUUCAAGCAGAUUACGUAGUCGAGACAAAUCUACGUCAAGGACAAACACUGAUUCAGUUACUAAAAGAGAAGAACAGCGUGAAGUAAAGACUGUAAGCGAAAGUUCAUUUUCACCAAGACACGAUAUCAAUAUAUAUCUGGAUGAAUUACAUAAUCCACUCUCAUUCGUCAGAGGUACAAGCAGGGAGAAGGAUUUACAAGCUGAACCAGAUAGCAUCGUUCAUACCUUUGGUCACUCUGGAGUACGACUAUCUACUUUUUAUAAAGCUAACGUGGCACCGCCUAUUCAAUCCAAAAGGAUGGAUCAUUUACACUUAAAAGCUGAAACACCACAAGUGAGGCCAUUGCCAGCGUCUUUCAUUAUCAGUAAACGCCAAAAAACAUACAAGAAAAAGACAGAAAAAAGGUAUCGCUCACCUUCGUCAUCGCCUAUUCUACCUGCAUCGUCAUCCUCAGCGACACCAUCCCCUAUUAAUCUCAACACGCCUUCGUCUGCAUCUGUAUCACCACAACCACCACAAACUUUAUCUGAAGAGACAAAACCACCAGUGCCUGUCGAAUCAUCCUCAAAACCAGAAAGAAAGAGACCCAAAUAUUCAAGAAGAAAGCGAGAGCUCAAGUUGCUUCAGCUAGAUAGCAAGAUAGUCUUACCUCCACCUGAUACGCCCAGAGCAAGCAAGCUCCGCAGUAAUACACCUGUGACUCGCGAACGAACAGGAAAAGCGACGACCGUAAAACAAGAACCAAACGAAAGAAGAACAACUAUUUCUAAGCCAAAACGGCCGCGUGUGGAUAAUACGGAAGACAAGGGGAAAUUAAAAAAGAAGGCAGCCAAGUCUCUGCGGGGAUUAAAAAGCGUCAAGGAACCAAAAAGUGUGAAGAGACCAAAAAACGUCAAGGGAUCAACGCUUACUCCUUCUUCAAGUACUUCAAGUACAUCCAGUACGUACGAUGAGGAUUCAAGCGAUGAUAGUUAUUCCAGUGACUCUGGUAGUUCCAGUACAGCAAGUUUCACUACCGAUGAAAGCGAUUCUAGUGUCGAGAGCUAUUCAAGUUAUACCUCUUCCAGUUCAGAUGAAGAAGACUUUGACAAAGAACCAUCUCCUACUUUCAAAAAAAAAGAACCAUAUUCUUCAAAGGAAUCUUAUACGCGCACAAAGACGAGUACCAACAAGACGAACACUCAUGCAAAGGCACUCAACAACUCCAAAAGAGCGUCACAGAAUAGUGAUAGCGAUGCACCCCAAUUAGAAAAAGAUAUGUCACACAGAUCUCUUUUUUCAUCCACAAGAAAACUACCGUCUAUAAAGCGACUUAAGAUCGCUUCUAAAAGAACGCCUAUCAAGAAAGUCACUUUCUCAUGCCCAGUUGUUGCCGACUAUCUUCCCAAGAGAAGAAAGACAAUUCAAUCGCCAGCAGUCUAUAAACCAAGCCAUAUACCCCUCCCAUUAAGCGCCACGAUACCCUCAGAUACCGUGAUGGACGCAAAAGAGAAAGAAGAAGAGUAUGAGAGAAGACAGUUCCGUUUAUUUGUACAUAGUAGAUAUAUAAGCGACGAAGAAGCUGCUCUGGUUGCCAUGACUGUGUAUAGUGAUAAAUCAAUUGGGACAGCUGAUCGACUUGUUGUGUUGCUUCAGAAUAAUUUUAGCAGAUUCAGAAGAAAAUUGAAGAGAAUAUUUGAUGAUCUUUCAAGAGUGAUCAGUAUUAGCAAGAAAGAGAUGAUAAAGGAUGAAAGAAGGAUGAAAGCACAGAUAUCUAAUCAGAUGACAGAUGAAGUGCUGAGAUCUAUUUGGGAAUAUUGGAUUGAUGAACCAUACAUUAACGCUGGUGAAUUUUUCGAAAGCAUGGCAUGCGCUAGUUUAUUGAAAGAAGUGACGGUUCAAUCGGUGAUAUGCCAUUAUAAAGAAAAAUAUCGCAUAUGUACUACAGAGGAAGCUUUUGAAGAAAUGAAGAGAUUGGAUAGAAUUACUCGAGCAUUACAACUUCCUGAAUAUGUAGAAAACUCAUCUAAUAAUAAUGACGCAUAA